Coregonus clupeaformis (lake whitefish) is the source of this 1817-nucleotide messenger RNA. RefSeq names its product src-like-adapter. The record is from RefSeq and is a predicted model, not a curated record. Gene Ontology annotation, molecular function: protein binding. The transcript is spliced from 7 exons. The coding region runs from base 326 to 1237 and encodes 303 amino acids. NCBI's taxonomy places the organism in Eukaryota, Metazoa, Chordata, Actinopteri, Salmoniformes, Salmonidae.
CAUAGAAUAGACCGAUAAGCUGCUGCUUAUCACCGUUAUACAGUACUGUAGCAUCAUGCUAAGCUAAUUCAGGCUAUAUUACAUUAUAAUUCUGGCUACAUUAUACCAAAUAUGGGGUUGUAUUAGGUACAACGGCUGAGGCUGCUACAGGCUGGUGUUGUUAGGCUCUCUGAAGAAAGGAGGAUGAUAUCGACAUCCUAAACUUGAGAAUACCAGUGCUGGGCUAAAUAGUGAGAUAAAGGAAUGAGAGGCACGCAUGCAUAGCACUGCUGCUUCCCAGCACUUUAUUCCUGCAUCCAAAUGAACAACAAGGCUCUGACCAGACAUGGGGAAUGUCAGGACCAGCCCAGUCUCUAUGCCAGCGAAUGGAGAUGACACCAACACCAGCUCUGACCCCUCUCUGAGAAACAACGAUACCCUGGGAGUCCUGUCUGACUACCCCUCAGCAGACGUCAGUGAUACCCUGGUAGUCCUGUCGGACUACCCCUCAGCAGACGUCAGUGUGCCUCUCUUCAGGAUAGGAGAGAGACUGAGACUCCUGGCAGAGGAGGGUUACUGGUGGAGGGUUUGUUCUGUCCAAACAGGAUAUGAGAACUACAUCCCCAACAACCAUGUGGCCAAGGUCUAUCACGGCUGGUUGUUUGAAGGGGUGCCCCGACCCAAAGCAGAGGAACUGCUUAGUCUGCCCGGAAACAGAGCUGGCUCCUUCAUGAUAAGAGAAAGUCAAAAAGGUGUGUAUACCCUGUCUGUACGUCACAGGGCUAUGGUACACUAUCGCAUUAUCCGCCUUCCCAACAACUGGUACUACAUCUCUCCUGGUCUGACCUUCCAGUGUCUGGAGGACCUUGUCAACCACUACUCUGAUUGUGCAGACGGCCUGUGCUGUCUCCUCACCACCCCCUGUCAGGCUGUAACCAAUGGCAACCUCAACCUGGCCUCCCAGGCGCCCCCUGUGGUGAUGCACAACAAUUUCGACUGGAAAGACGUCAACAGUUCGGAGCUGACAGACCAGCCUCAUCGUUACCCUGGCAACAGAGACUCUAUGCUCAGCUUUGGCUUGCGGAACACAGUCUCCUCCUACAUGUCUCUGGGGGACAUGAGGAAGGAGAGGAAGAGGAGCAGCUGGACGAGGAGGAAGACGAGGAACAGUGUGUGUGUGCCUCCCAGUCACGGACUCAGCACUACAGCACUGGAAGAGGAGGGGGAGUAUGCACAAGCCAUCCACCUGAACUCUUAAGACUGGAUAUGGGCUUAAUGUAUGGAGACGGCAUAUCCUGCUGUAUAGAGAGGACAUAUCCUGCUGUAUAGAGAGGACAUAUCCUGCUGUAUAGAGAGGACAUAUCCUGCUGUAUAGAGAGGACAUAUCCUGCUGUAUAGAGAGGACAUAUCCUGCUGUAUAGAGAGGACAUAUCCUGCUGUAUAGAGAGGACAUAUCCUGCUGUAUAGAGAGGACAUAUCCUGCUGUAUAGAGAGGACAUAUCCUGCUGUAUAGAGAGGACAUAUCCUACUGGACUAUGCUGUGAACGUGGAAGUAAAACUGUGAUGGCUGUCACACUGCAUGAUCAGUGACAUUUGUACCAUUAAGGGUGUUACUGUUUGACACCCUAAACUAGUCAUAAACAGAUGGAAUGGUUAAGACCGUUACUGUAAUAGCAUUACUUACACAUAACGGCUUAGUAACACAUCCAAAAUAGCCCUAUUUCCCAUAUAGUGCACAACUUUUGAUAGGGCUCUGGUCAAAAGCAGUGCACUAUAUAGGGAAUAGGGUGCCAUUUGGGACUCUUAGUAAAGGUCAGUGAGGAUCAGGCUCACAGGUC